Colius striatus (speckled mousebird) is the source of this 731-nucleotide messenger RNA. It is a transcript of the gene PTN, whose product is annotated as pleiotrophin. Gene Ontology annotation, molecular function: growth factor activity. The coding region runs from base 139 to 636 and encodes 165 amino acids. NCBI's taxonomy places the organism in Eukaryota, Metazoa, Chordata, Aves, Coliiformes, Coliidae. The record is from RefSeq and is a predicted model, not a curated record. The transcript is spliced from 5 exons.
GCGGCGGCGGUUGGCGAGCCCGUUCGUGGGGAAGCGAAGGGACUUGCUGCGGCGGCAGCAGCAGCAGCCGCUGCUCAUCGGGGACGCCCGCGGCUUGCCCCUCUUAGCUGCGGCAGAAGAGCUUUUUGCCUCCCCAAAAUGCAACAGCAACACCAGCAACGUCGAAUGUUCACAGCUGCCCUCCUGGCACUCGUUUUUAUUCUGGCAGCUGUGAGUACCACUGAGGCCGGCAAAAAAGAGAAACCAGAGAAAAAGGCAAAGAAGUCUGACUGUGGGGAAUGGCAGUGGAGUGUCUGUGUGCCCACCAGUGGUGACUGUGGCCUGGGGACGCGCGAGGGCACUCGCACAGGAGCAGAAUGCAAACAAACCACCAAGACUCAGAAGUGUAAGAUUCCCUGCAACUGGAAGAAGCAAUUUGGAGCGGAGUGCAAAUACCAGUUCCAGGCCUGGGGAGAAUGUGACUUGAAUACUGCCUUGAAGACUCGAACCGGGAACCUAAAGAGAGCCCUUCAUAAUGCUGACUGCCAGAAGACUGUAACAAUCUCAAAGCCCUGUGGGAAGCUUACCAAACCCAAACCUCAAGAAUCCAAGAAGAAGAAAAAAGAAGGCAAGAAACAAGAGAAGAUGCUGGAUUAAUGGAGCCAAAUUGGGCAAUGUGAAAAAGGGACAUCAGUAAACACGUUCAGUUAACAGUUUCAUUUAUAUCUAGGCAUUUUAUCCUAAAAUUAUUU